GGGCUCUAUAUAGGGCGCGCGCUCGCGGGCCGCGGAGUUCCAGCAGUCCGCGAGCUGUCGUCGGCUCCGCGCGGGGGGGGGGCGGGCCGGGCACCCCGGGGCGCGGAGGAGCGCUCCCUGCUUCCCUCUCCUUUCCCCCCACUCCGCACUCCCGGGCAGCCCCGAGAACGGUCCGCGCCGCUCCCCCGUCCCUGCCGUCGCGUCCCCCGGCAAACUUUCGGUCCCUCCCCCGCCCCUCACCCGUUAUUCGUCGUGGCUCGAGCCCGGCCGCGCCGCCCCGAGGGCUCCUCCGGACCUCCCCGCCUGCAGCUCCGACCAUUACGGGAUCCAGGAACAUGUCGACCACACUUCUGUCCGCCUUCUACGACAUCGACUUCUUGUGCAAGACGGAGAAAUCCCUGGCCAACCUCAAUCUGAACAUGCUGGACAAGAAGGCGGUGGGGACGCCCGUGGCCGCCGCCCCGAGCUCGGCCUUCACGCCGGGCUUUCUCCGACGGCACUCGGCCAGCAACCUGCACGCGCUCGCCCACCCCGCGCCCAGCGCCGGCAGCUGCUCGCCCAAGUUCCCGGGCGCGGCUAACGGCGGCAGCUGCGGCAGCGGGGCGGCGGGCGGCCCGGCCUCCUACGGCACCCUCAAGGAGCCGUCGGGGGGCGGCGGCACCGCCCUGCUCAACAAGGAGAACAAGUUUCGGGACCGCUCGUUCAGCGAGAACGGCGAGCGCAGCCAGCACCUCUUGCACCUGCAGCAGCAGCAGCAGCAGCAGCAGCAAAAGGGGGGCGGCGGCGGCGGCGGCUCCCAGAUCAACUCGACCCGCUACAAGACUGAGCUGUGCCGGCCCUUCGAGGAGAGCGGCACGUGCAAGUACGGCGAGAAGUGCCAGUUCGCGCACGGCUUCCACGAGCUGCGCAGCCUCACCCGGCACCCCAAGUACAAGACGGAGCUGUGCCGCACCUUCCACACCAUCGGCUUCUGCCCCUACGGGCCGCGCUGCCACUUCAUCCACAACGCGGACGAGCGGCGGCCCGCGCCGUCGGGGGGCGCCUCCGGGGACCUGCGCGCCUUCAGCGCGCGGGACGCGCUGCACCUGGGCUUCCCCCGCGAGCCGCGGCCCAAGCUCCAUCACAGCCUCAGCUUCUCGGGCUUCCCGUCGGGCCACCACCAGCCCCCGGGCGGCCUCGAGUCGCCGCUGCUGCUCGACAGCCCCACGUCGCGCACGCCGCCGCCGCCGCCCUCCUGCUCCUCGGCCUCGUCCUGCUCCUCGUCCGCUUCGUCCUGCUCGUCGGCCUCCACGCCCUCGGGCGCCCCGACGUGCUGCCCCUCGGCCUCGGCCGCGGCCGCGGCGGCGCUGCUGUACGGCAGCGGGGGCGCCGAGGACCUGCUGGCGCCGGGCGCCCCGUGCGCGGCCUGCGCGUCCGCCUCGUGCGCCAACAACGCCUUCGCCUUCGGCCCGGAGCUGAGCAGCCUCAUCACGCCGCUCGCCAUCCAGACGCACAGCUUCGCCACGGUGGCGGCCGCGUACUACCGCAGCCAGCAGCAGCAGCAGCAGCAGGGCCUGGGGCCGCCCGCGCCGCCCCCCGCGCCGCCCGGCGCGCCCCUCCCCGCCAGCGCCGCCGCGCCGCCCUCGCCGCCCUUCAGCUUCCAGCUGCCGCGCCGCCUGUCCGAGUCGCCCGUGUUCGACGCGCCCCCGAGCCCCCCGGACUCGCUGUCGGACCGCGACAGCUACCUGAGCGGCUCCCUGAGCUCGGGCAGCCUCAGCGGCUCCGAGUCCCCCAGCCUCGACCCCGGCCGCCGCCUGCCCAUCUUCAGCCGCCUGUCCAUCUCCGACGACUGAGGCAAGAGGGCGCCAGCGAGGAGGAGGAGGAGGAGGAGGAGGAGGAAGGGAAGGCCGGGCCGGGCCGCCCCGGGGGUGUUGGAGGGCGCCCCUGCCGCCCGCAGCCCCCCCCCCCCGCCCCCGGGAGCGGGGGGUGACCGGCCGCCAGCAGACUGCGGGGCCGCACCGAGCACUUGGACUCGAACUUGUGUGCCGGGAGGGGCCCCCACCCCUCCCCCUUUCGGUUUCCUCUCUUUUUUUUUUUUUUUAAUUAUUAUUUUUAUUAUUAUUACGAAGUUUUCAUUCUUGUUGAGCAAAACAAAGCCAACGAACUUUUGUAUUGAUGAACAAAAAUAUUCACAACAGGGCAGUUGUGAUGCGAACAGAACAAAAAAAGAAAAAAGAAAAACCAAACACUUAAACUUUUUUAGGUCUCCUAGGAGUUUGGGACUUUAGGAAAAAAAAUAAAAUCAACCCAGCACCAGCAGCUACCAACCACCAUUCCAUAUCUUCACUUGAAAAGCAUUAGUUACAGUCCAGAUGUGGGAACUCUUAUCUUGAAGUUCCUAAUUGUCGUUUGUCUCAGACCAGUGUAAACAAACCAGCCAGCCACCACCUUGCUUAAACCUCUAAGCUUCUGGAAUCCAACAUUCUACCAGGAAUAUGCCUUGAUUGUAGUCCUCAGCUCCCUAGGUUUUAGUUUGUUUGACACCAAGUUUUUUUUGUCUGGAAAAAAAAAAAAAAACACCUGCAUUCCAAAGUUUCCUACUGGUUACUGGUUUCAUUGCCACCACUUAGUGGAUGUUUAAUUUUAGAACCAUUUUGUCUGCUCUUUCUGGAAGCCUUGGGCAGAGCUUAGUUUGUAAUCGUUGGGGGAAUAACUGCUGAAUUUUUAGCUGUUUUGAGUUGAUUCGCACCACUGCACCACAACUCAAUAUGAAAAAACUAUUUAACUUAUUUAUUAUCUUGUGAAAAGUAUACAUUGAAAAUUUUGUUCAUACUGUAUUUAUCAAGUAUGAUGAAAAGCAAUAGAUAUAUAUUCUUUUAUUAUGUUAAAUUAUGAUUGCCAUUAUUAAUCGGCAAAAUGUGGAGUGUAUGUUCUUUUCACAGUAAUAUAUGCCUUUUGUAACUUCACUUGGUUAUUUUAUUGUAAAUGAGUAAAAAAAAUCUUAAUUUAAGAGAUUGUAUGUAAUAUUUAUUUCAUUAAUUUCUUUCCUUGUUUACGUAAAUUUUGAAAGAUUGCAUGAUUUCUUUACAGAAAUCUAUCCUGAUGCUGUGGAAGUAGUUUGAGGAAUAUCUUAUAUGAGUUUUCUUAGAAUGUAUAAUGGUUGUAGCCCAUCCAACUUUAUAAAGAAGUGACCACAUACUUUGCAAAUCAGGCUUCAAUGUGGCAUGCUUUUCUCAUUCCAACUUUUUAAAUUAGCAAAAAAAAGUCUUUUGUUUAUUCUACCAAUUCUACUGUGACAUAACUCUGCGUAUAAAGACAUGUAGCAAUAAUGGGGUGGGGGGUUAGUCUCACAGUGCCUUUGGAAGGGCCAGAACUUGCCUUAAAUCUUCCUCAACCAAAUAAGUAUUUUUCUAUUAGUGCUUGAGAGAAUUUGAAUGUAGGAUGGGUUCAACUGCACAAAAGGAAAAGAUAUUUACCACUUUUUUUUAUAUAGAUCUAAAGUGAAGAGGCCACCUCUUAGUGCUAAAAAAUGGUAUGUAGUACAUGAAUAUGCCUUGUUUCAUUACAGAAAAUUCCAAAACUUGUACUUUUUUUUUUUUUUUUUUUUUUUUUUUUUGCGUGUGUAGAAAGGCAGGAAUGCUUUCCUGGACAGCGGAUGAAUGAGCAGUAGCUUUAGUUUGUUUGUACGUAGGUACAGUUGGAGCACUCUGUAUGUAUGUACUCUGGACUACUUUGACAGAAGUAGGUUUUUGAAUGUAACAAGAUAAGUCAACUUGAGUUGUAAUAUAUUUUGGGGAAUCAGUUCACUACAAAUUGUGACUGUAAACAUUGUACUGUAAAUGUUUUGUAGUUUCCCCCAAUAAAAUUUUUGGGAAAAAAGGUA
Nyctereutes procyonoides (raccoon dog) is the source of this 3862-nucleotide messenger RNA. It is a transcript of the gene ZFP36L2, whose product is annotated as ZFP36 ring finger protein like 2. Gene Ontology annotation, molecular function: metal ion binding; mRNA binding. Lineage: Eukaryota; Metazoa; Chordata; Mammalia; Carnivora; Canidae. The coding region runs from base 336 to 1832 and encodes 498 amino acids. The transcript has 2 exons. The record is from RefSeq and is a predicted model, not a curated record.